Molecule: messenger RNA, 2442 nt
Organism: Cercopithifilaria johnstoni
Lineage: Eukaryota; Metazoa; Nematoda; Chromadorea; Rhabditida; Onchocercidae
Source: the annotation of a GenBank genome assembly
AUGAAGUAUUUAUUGUUUUCCUUGAUGCUGUCUUUCUAUUACGUAGAUGGAGUCAUUUCAACAGAAAUUGAAGAUCCGUAUCAAGUUUUGGGUAUUUCGCGCAAAGCCACCAUCAAGGAAAUCAAGCAUGCUUAUAAAGCACUAGCUAAAGAAUGGCAUCCAGACAAGAACGAGAAACCGAAUUCACAUGAGAAAUUCAUGGCUAUCACACGUGCUUACGAGGUUCUGUCAGAUCCAUUGAAAAAGGAACGCUACGAUAAAUUUGGUUCAUUCGACGACCCACCUUCUAGUCAUUCAUACACACAUCAUCCGUUUGAUGACUUGUUUGGUUUCGGUUUUGGUGGUUUCGAUAAUGGCAACUCUUUUUUCCAAAAGCACCGUAUCUCCAUGCGGUUAUUUUCUCAUACAUUAUUGGAACGCAGCUAUUUUCAACCAAUCAUAAUAUUUGCGUAUUCCGGUUAUUGUCAGCUUUGCUUCCAUUUGGAACCUAUUUGGCAAAGUGUAGUAAACGAUCUUGAACCACUUGGCUAUGGCAUUGGUACAGUUAAUGCAAUCACCGACGGUAAUUUGUUGGAAAAAAUACGAAUCUCGCGGCUACCAUCUAUUGUUGUGAUCGUUGAAGGACGGGUUAUUCAUUAUCGAGGCUCAAUGCAACCACUUUCUGCCAAAGCCGUUCGCGUUUUUGCGCGUGAUGUAAUCCCAAAUACUUUCUUAUGUAAAAUCACAAACCAUGAUGGCUUGCGACGUUUUAUUGAUCAGUGGCAAAGUUCGAAUAGGAUUUCUGUUGUAAUCUUUGGAAGUAAAGAAAAUCCUCGAAUUCGCUACAUGCUUACUGCAAUGAAAUACUCAACUUUUACACGAUUUGCUUAUGUUUACCUGAGUGAUCAGAGUACUGAAAUUGUAAAAAUGCGACAAGCUUUAGAUAUUACAUGUUUCAACUGUGAAAAUAUUCUGAUUUUUAACGAUUUCCCCCAAGAAGGACCGAUUGCUCGUCUUUCAGUUAGUAAUGGUCAACAAUUUCAUGUCGAUGCUAUAGGAGAAUUUAUUGAACAUAAUAAACAUCUUACUUUACCAAGGCUUUCGAGUCAGUCUUAUUUCGAUGACCUUUGUCCGGUUUCAUCACGAGCCUUGCGAAGCCUCUGCGUUAUUCUUAUGGCAACGGAUUCAUCCAGCGAUCUGUCGCAGAUUGCAUCUUUUCGCAACUUCGUUCGCAAUCGAGGAGGUAAUUUCAAGAAUGAAAGACUACAGUUUGCAUAUGUUUAUGUCAGCAAACAAAAAGAAUUUGUUAUGACUUUCUUCGAUCGAUUAUCACCAAGAGAACGAUCCUCCUUGCAGGAAAGUGGACGUGGUUUGCUGAUUCUUUGGCGUUAUGAUCAGAAGAAAGUUCGUUUUGCUUGGUUAAUAAAAGAAAGCAUUAAUGAAAGUGAUCUUCAGUUGGAACUGGAGCGUUAUAUCAAAGGAGUCGCGAAAUUAGAUUAUCAAACAGCUCUUAAGCCAAUAUUAGAUGAAUAUCGGCCAUCAUGGUUUUCUCGCAUUUCGCGCACUGCUGUACGGAUGUUUGAAGCUACAUGGUUUAAUCUUACUAAGGAAGAAGCUUUGCCGUUGUUGAGUGCUAUAGGAACAUUGCUGAUCAUAUUUUUUAUCGGUUAUGGAUUGAGUUAUGCAAGCUCACUGGAAGAAAAAUCUCGCAAUUAUGUUUCGCAGGAAAUAAAGAAGGAUGUUAAACGAAAUGUUGAUGAUGAUGAUGACCAGUGGCAUCCUGAAGAUCCCCGUGUCGGGCCCGGAAUUAACAAUAAUCGAUCGCGAAUGCUCAGAAAACAGCAAAGAAUAAUGCGCGAAAUGGAACCAAUGAUGCAUGAAUUGAGAGCAGAAACAUAUUUUGGAAUGAUCAGACUCUUGAAGCCUGGAUGCCGAUCGAUCGUCGUUCUUGUUGAUGAACAGUCAAAGGAUAUUUUACUACCACAGUUUGCCAAGCAUGUUUGGCCAUUUAGAAAUAACAAAACAUUCUCAUUUGGCUAUUUAAUGGUGGAAAAAAAUCUUCCUUGGUUCCGCAAGCUUUUGGAGCAUACAUUACCAGCUGAAAGUGGACGAAAUGAAGAUGGAUCAUCAAUGUAUGAACGCUUGAAAAAUAUAAAUCCUCGAAAAACCCUAGGAACUGUGCUUGUGUUGUGUGGUUGGAAAUUAUAUUUUAACAUGUAUCACCCGAUGCACACACCACCUGGGAAAAAACAUUUUCUGGGUUUCGAUGAUGAUGGUAAAGAUUUUAGCAGUGAAGAUUCCGACGUUGAUAAAGCAUCUCGAGAAGAGAUGCAGACUUUGCGGAAAAGGCAACAUAUAAAAUUGGAAAACGUGUUAGAUGCUCUUUCGAAUUGGUUGGAUCGUUUGGUAGAAGGUUCUAUUAGACGAUAUUAUGUACCCGAGUGGCCUAACAAUUUGCGAUAA